This is a messenger RNA of Acomys russatus (golden spiny mouse), 1223 nucleotides long. It is a transcript of the gene Sfxn5, whose product is annotated as sideroflexin 5. Gene Ontology annotation, biological process: citrate transport; monoatomic ion transport; mitochondrial transmembrane transport. The transcript has 13 exons. Gene Ontology annotation, molecular function: monoatomic ion transmembrane transporter activity; citrate transmembrane transporter activity. The record is from RefSeq and is a predicted model, not a curated record. Gene Ontology annotation, cellular component: mitochondrial inner membrane. Bases 237 to 1172 code for a protein of 311 amino acids. Lineage: Eukaryota; Metazoa; Chordata; Mammalia; Rodentia; Muridae.
GAUUCUCCGCAGUCGGGUUGUCAGGCUCAGAGCUGGGGGAAAACUACACUCCCCAGAAGGCCCUGCGCGCCUGGUUCGCUGCGGUUGUUCACGGCCAAUCGGAAGAGGGAACUGUGGCGGGGGCCGAGGAGGGACAUUUUAAAAGGGCUGGAGAUUGCGGGCGUCAGUGGCCAUGGCGGAUACAGCGACCACAGCCUCGGCGGCGGCAGCGGCCACUACCGCGAACGCCUCCACCGAUGCUCCCCCUUUCCAGCUGGGCAAACCCCGCUUCCAGCAGACAUCCUUCUACGGUCGCUUCAGACACUUCUUGGACAUCAUCGACCCCCGAACACUCUUUGUCACUGAGAGGCGCCUCCGAGAGGCUGUGCAACUGCUGGAAGACUACAAGCAUGGCACCCUACGCCCGGGAGUUACCAAUGAGCAGCUCUGGAGUGCACAGAAAAUCAAACAGGCUAUCCUACACCCGGACACCAAUGAGAAGAUCUUCAUGCCUUUCAGAAUGUCAGGUGGUGGGUCUUCUCUUGCCCAACCAGACGCUGGCAUCCACUGUCUUCUGGCAGUGGCUGAACCAGAGCCAUAACGCCUGUGUCAACUACGCAAACCGCAACGCUACCAAGCCUUCGCCUGCAUCCAAGUUCAUCCAGGGCUACCUGGGAGCCGUCAUCAGUGCCGUCUCCAUUGCUGUGGGCCUUAAUGUGCUGGUUCAGAAAGCAAACAAGUUCACCCCAGCCACUCGCCUUCUCGUGCAGAGAUUUGUGCCCUUCCCCGCAGUAGCCAGUGCCAAUAUCUGCAAUGUGGUCCUGAUGCGGUAUGGGGAACUAGAGGAAGGGAUCGAUGUCCUGGAUGCUGAUGGCAACCUCGUGGGCUCCUCAAAGAUCGCAGCCAGACAUGCCCUGCUGGAGACAGCGCUGACACGCGUGGUUCUGCCCAUGCCCAUCCUGGUGCUUCCCCCGAUCGUCAUGUCUGUGCUGGAGAAGACGGCUCUCCUGCAGGCACGCCCACGGCUGCUCCUACCUGUGCAGAGCCUCGUGUGCCUGGCAGCCUUCGGCCUGGCCCUGCCACUGGCCAUCAGCCUUUUCCCGCAGAUGUCAGAGAUUGAAACCUCCCAGUUGGAGCCUGAGAUAGCCCGGGCUACAAGCAGCCGCACAGUGGUGUACAAUAAGGGCCUGUGAGUGAAGCUCAGCCGGCCUGGGAACGCAGCAGCCCUCUCCAGGCCGUGCGUG